AUGUCUAGAUCAAGCACACCGAUGGUGACUCGAACGGGAUCAGGCGACCUGGAUGUUGAUUCUGAUUACUUUAAUGAUGAAGACGCUCUGUUCUGCAGUGCAGUGGCCGGGUUGUCGAACGAGUCGUUCGAUAACUCGCCAUUGAGAGCGCCUAAGAAGCGCUAUUCAGACAAAACGCGUGGUACUCCAUCUGGUAGUACCCCAAAUGUUGCAUCGUCGUUCCAUGCGACGAGGACUCCAGAGUCGAAUCCUUUUGCGAAGGAGCUUUUUGCAACAGCAGUGAAAAAAGCUGCGUCGUCUGCGUCUGCGACGCGGCGCCAGAAUCCCAUUCCGAUAACUCCUUCCAAAACCCCGGCGAAGUAUCCGGUGAAGCAAACCCCCGUUGAUGUUUCCUCCACGAUUCGAAAAGAGCUUGCGAAAAUAGACAUCAGCGACUCAUCGUCACCUUCCCCUCCCGCUAAAAGGCUGUUUGUUAAGCCUCUGGCCUCCAAGUCUGACGAGAAACGGAAGAUGAUCGUUGUUGGAGAUACAGAUUCAGACACGGAAGAGCUAUUCACUGAUACAGAUUGUUCCCCCAUCAACCCGUCUUCCAACUCUUCGUUUGCUUACCCUUUGUCUGGCUCAAAUUCGUCGUUUUCCUUUGUUUCUUCCCAAUCAUCCUCAUCUGGCCCGUCUUCACAAGAGGGGAAACUUGACCGACAUGGCGCAAACAGCUCUCCUCAGAAGGCUAGGACACCAUUCACAGAGGGUGUCCCACUCAAGUCCACUUUCUUUUGCAAGCCAAACACUCAACUCACUUCAGACGCCCCCAUCUCAACCACGCCUCCUCUGCCAGUAGCUACCACGCAGUCGGUCACACCAGCAACUCCGAUACCAGAAUCGGUAACGGAGUUUUGUAAAAAGUCCCUUAGUACUAAACUCGACAGUUACAUUAUUGCUCAUUGUUCUACAACCCAGUCGAUUUUUGAGGACCACAACAUCGCAUGGGGCACGCAGUACGAGUUGGCUAGGGGUGUCACUCAUUGUACCUGGACUUGGGAACAAGUCAGAGAGCAAGUGCCAAACCUCACUGGACCCAACACCACAGCUGCUUACAAGGUUCGAGCUGUGAUGCGAGGGAAGGCCAUACCGCUCAAAAAACAGAACUUCGCAGUCUGGGCGGAGUUGGACCGUGAACAAGACGCUAUCAAGGAAAACCUAUCUCGGGGCUUAGGCCUUAUGGGACCUUGGAAAGGCGAUCCGGACUGGCAUGGUGGCCAGGUACAACAACUAGCACAACUAGUCAAAGUGAAUGGCUCGCUCAAGGUUCAGCUCGAGCCACUGGAGAAACGUCGCUCGCAUAGGUUUGCUCGUUUCUACGGCUCUCGUCGCAUUAUUCAACUCCGGAUUCCGGACGACAUGGUGACCAAGGAUAACGCGACCGUUAAGCAAUUUCUUAGCCAGAAAUUCAUACUUCUAGGUCGCAUUUUCGUCCCAUUUCACUCGAAGGAUGGGGGCGUGUACAUGGUUGAGACUGACCAGAACUCUGGGCGUAUACCAAAGGGUUCUUGCGGGGAUCAAUACCGCCUAUCCUUUGAUGCCUUCAUGCGGUGGCACAACCCCUUGGAGUACAAUUUCAAACAGGCUGCGAGCAAGUUUGUUACUCGGUAUGCGCUGGGCUUAUCGAACUCUAUCCCAGCGCUCGAAUUCAGCGUUGAAAAUAUCAUUUUCAUCAGAGACAUCUACGCUGAAGAUUGGCAUGGAGAGGACCACAAAGCUCCAGCCGAAAAGAUUAUGACUGAUGGGUGUGGUUUUAUCAACCUCACCGCCAUGAAGAUCAUCAAGAAGAAGUUCAACUAUGAUUCACUUCCUACCGGGAUUCAAGGUCGCAUUGCUGGUGCAAAAGGGAUGUGGAUCAGGCACCCUACCGACGACAGUCUUGAACCCAAGAUCUGGAUACGUGACUCGCAAAAUAAGAUCAAGCUUUCAGAGCUGGACAAGGCUCACAGGAUAUUCGAUCUCCUCUCCGUGUCCAAGCCCUCGUCCUCAAUUGCUUUGUCUCAGCAAAGUAUCCUCAACCUCUCUUUCAAUGGUAUCCCCGACGACGUUUUGGUCAAGCUGCUGGAACAGGGAAUCGUCGACGAGGUCAUGCCCCUCCUUGAUUGGAAGCGACCUAAUGCUAUGACAGUUUUGUGGGAUGCCAUCAAUAAGUCAGCUGGUGUAUCCGGGUCUAGGACGCAGAGGGUCGCGGCUGGGGCUAGUCGUGCCCUGGGGUUUCAGCGACAAGACUGGGGCCAUGAUGACGUGGUUGCUGAUCAGGAUGCGGAGACACAGGAUAUAUCGGGAACAACCUACACGGGCCGAAACGAAUAUAGCAAAGCGCCACUUGCACUGCACGAAAUGACGAUGGAGCUCAUUCAGGCUGGUUUCCACCCUUCGCAAUGCAAGAUCUUGCAGGACAAGAUCAAAUUCAUGGUGCAACAAACGAUCAAUUCUUCGGUGGAGAAGUAUAGGAUACCUAUAAAGGAAUCCACGGGAGGUUACAUUGUCGCAGACCCCACUGGUCUCCUCGAGGAAGGUCAAAUCUACUAUCGAUCUUCAGUGCCCAUGACAGACCCGGACACCGAAAUGGACUACUUCGUUUUGCAAGGAGAAGUGGUGCUCGGGCGGUAUCCAAUCCGGCUUCCUUCUGAUAUGCAAAAGGUGACGGCUGUCGACAUUCCGGAGCUUUUCAAUUGGCCCGACGUGAUCAUCGUUUCCACCAAAGGAAAGUUUAGCCUUGCCAGUCUGCUGAGCGGCGGAGAUCAGGACGGAGAUGAGCUUCUAGUCAUCAAGGACAAGUUAAUCGUGGAUUCUUUCAAGAACCAGCCGCUCACCGUCAUACCAUCAGGCUUAAUGGAGUCAGAUUUUGAACGCGAAGUGGAGUCUGUCCCCGAUUUCUGUUGCCGCGCUUUGAGCCUUGAGGAAGCGGCGUCACAUAAAGCAUUUCAAGAGGUCCUCCUCCUCAAUCUCAAUGUUUCCCAGGUCGGUUUGUAUUCCACAUUCCACGAGAACGCCAUCUGGAAAUAUGGCUAUUCUCACCCCGAGACUGUUCGUUUGGCGUACAUUUUCUGCAUUCUACUGGAUUCGAGCAAGACUGGGCAUCGUCUCAAGAGCGGUAUCUUCGAGAAGGACCGGAAGCGAUACGUUGGUCAAGAAGAGCCAUCUGGCAUCCUUCAUCGACUGUUAAAAGCUGGAAGAACCAAAGGCGACGAAUUGAUCCAAGCAUUCCAUGAUGCUUGCAAGGAAAAUCUAGUCAAAGAUAAGGCAAUACUAGAACCUUACAAUACCGCUUCAAACUAUGCACUGGUCACCUUCGACACUAACAAAGUUGUUGGGCAGAUGUUCCUCGACGAACUUACGCGUAUCAGGAAGCAUGUUGAUGAUGCGCAUCUUGAGUUUGGUAAAAGUGCCAACCAUCACACUCCCGAUACACCUACGCCAGGUACGCCUAGCAAGAAGUCCAAGAAGGCCAAAAGCUAUCGAGCCACAGCUGAUCAGGACGAUAAAAUGUUAGCCGCUGCGCAAAAGUACGCGGAACCACUGGAAGGGAUCAUCCUUACCCGGGAUUUGGAGUCUGUCAUGGCCUCAUAUGCCUACGCUGCGUCAAAGUCCCCGCAUUUCGCAUUCACGGUGGCAUUUCAGCAAAUCUGCACCAUCAAGGCGAAGUCAUGCAAGGGUGGUAUAGCUCCAUCCACUAGGGAGUUUGAUGAAGCUAGGAAGAUUACGGCUUCUUUCUUGAGGGCGCUCAAUCGUGGCACUGAUGACAAUUACUAUGGUUCAUACUAG
Messenger RNA from Laccaria bicolor S238N-H82, 3807 nucleotides. RefSeq lists its product as uncharacterized. Gene Ontology annotation, molecular function: RNA-directed RNA polymerase activity. Gene Ontology annotation, biological process: siRNA processing. Bases 1 to 3807 code for a protein of 1268 amino acids. Gene Ontology annotation, cellular component: nuclear RNA-directed RNA polymerase complex. NCBI's taxonomy places the organism in Eukaryota, Fungi, Basidiomycota, Agaricomycetes, Agaricales, Hydnangiaceae. The transcript has 19 exons. The record is from RefSeq and is a predicted model, not a curated record.